Molecule: messenger RNA, 1586 nt
Organism: Volvox carteri f. nagariensis
Lineage: Eukaryota; Viridiplantae; Chlorophyta; Chlorophyceae; Chlamydomonadales; Volvocaceae
Exons: 5
Coding region: 1-801 (266 amino acids)
Source: RefSeq, a predicted model, not a curated record
AUGAAGGCAUCGGGCCAACGGAAUGCAGGAGCCAGUCCCGGGGGCCCUCUUGUGUCGGUUGCCAAACGUCGCAGCGGCGUAAGAGGAAACGUGACCCCGACCCUUGCCAGGCUGGCGGCACUGGAUGUCGCGUUGUCGGGUGCGGGACCCAGGGUGUCCGCGGCUACCACAUCAGCGGAGAUGUUAGCGACCCCUCAGCUCAACAGCGUCCCCAAAACGCGUAAUUCUGCAUCUUGCGAGGCAUCUUCUGGCACCGGCGAGUUCCCGUACAAUAGCCUUGCAGACGAUGUGCUGGAUGGGUCUUUGUCCGCCGCUCUUGCGGAUGCAAAAGCAGCCGCGGCAGCCGCCGCCCAGGCAGUUGAUACAGCUAUGGGCAGUACGGGCAGCUUUACAGCUGCCACGAGCAGUAAAAGCCUGUCGGGUGUACCAAAUGCGGCGCGCGCAUCAUCAGUAAUGCGGACGGCUGUUGCAGCUGCGGCUGCUGCAGCAGCCGCUGGCGGUGACUCUGUGGCUGCGGAGGUGCUUGCACAGAUGGUGGCAACUAAUCCACGCACCAACAGCAGCGACCUGCGCAACCUGCUUGCGCAAAGGCUUCAAGACCGUUCAGUUAUGCUUGAAAACCCGACUGCGCCAGUGAACGUGAACAAGCUCUUCCUGGUCGGCUCAACUGGGAUCGUCCUAAAGCAGAACAGCAAGAACCUUCACCUUGUGAUGCCUGGCGACCGCGUUCAAGUCGUGCCGCUCAAGGGCUGUGUUGUGCAGUACACGAUAAAUGGUACCACCCUGCAGUUUGCUGGAUGACCUUGCGCGUCAAGAGGAGAACAGGCGACAUCGCGCAUUUCGUUAGUCUUGGCAGGCUCAUGUCACGCAGCACAACACUGACUGGCCCCAGAGGUCCUCUAUGUAUCCCCUAUCAGCUCUUGGAGAAUGCAACAGACGCGAGCUAAUGGGAGCGCACACCAGCUGUGAACCCAUGCUUCCCUACAUCACAGCAACACCUCGACCCGCCACUGCUCGGCUCGCAUAACCUGUGCCCGGCGCCACACGAAUUCGAAGUACUGGACUGCGUCUUCCUUCCCGAUGCCGUUGAUUUCCGUGAACAGCUGGCCGUCUGGCGUAUCCUGCAGCUUGUGCAGUAGCGCCGCGGCAUCUGCCGCAUCAUUAGCUGCCAGUUCAGCAAUAGCAUGGCCCAGCCGCACCUUAAUAUCGGCCAGCGGCGCGCUGAGUGCAACAAGGCGUGUCAGCUGUGCCGCCCUCUCGUGCACGUUGUAGCACCACUGGGCCGUAAGCUCCAGGGGCAAUUGUUCCUGUUUCACGCCUGUCACUUCGCAGCGGUAGUUUGCCGCUGCCAGGGUUGUUGCCCGUAAGGCCGCCCAACGCUCACCGAAGACGGACUGUAAGUCUGCUACUUGGCCGGGCUUGGAGCUGGGUAGGACUAUGGGGUCAAGAAGCAGGCUUCCAAGCUCGGGCCGGGCUGCAGUACGGUCGGCAUGGGCACGUCUGCUUUAGGCGAAUUUAAGAUGUAACAUUGGGCCAAACAGCGGUGAAGUAUGUGCAGUUUUAAAAUCACCACUGCCAUUUACAUG